AUGUUAUGUAUGGCACAAAUUUCGGUACUUGAGAACUCUGCUCUUCGUCCAUCAGCGCCACAAGCUGCCGAGAUUCUUUGCACGAUUCUAGACAACUUAACCAAAGAUUCGAGUGACUUUACGACCAUCGCUUCCAUUUCUAGUUCUGAGUACACAAAUAGCAUGUAUUCGUCAGUGCGAAACGGCGAUGGUUCAUCAGAUUUGGAUCAUCGCCCCAGCUCGCUGCUUGGUCAGCGCAGCCCUAACUUUUUUCGUGGCCAAUUCUCUGCCCGCAGUAGCAGUAGCAGUGCCAUAAGUGGGGAAUACCACGAUCACCAUCACCAUGAAGGCUCACGCUAUGAAGAGCAUAAGGUUAUUGUCGUUUAA
Plasmopara halstedii is the source of this 366-nucleotide messenger RNA. Its product is annotated as tkl protein kinase. Lineage: Eukaryota; Oomycota; Peronosporomycetes; Peronosporales; Peronosporaceae. The record is from RefSeq and is a predicted model, not a curated record. The transcript is spliced from 2 exons. Bases 1 to 366 code for a protein of 121 amino acids.